AUGUACGCACGCGUGCCCCCGACGGAUUUCGACGCAGUCGCAGAGGGGUGCCCUGCCAAGUUGGUCGCAAAGAUCAGAAUUCAGAGAGACAUCGAGAACACUGAGCCGAAGUCCAGUGCCAAGGCCGCUCGGAUCGACAAGGAUUCGGCUUCGGACAAGAGGAUCAAAGCUCAGAAGGCCUACGACCGUGCGCAGGAGGCGGUGGUCAAGGCAGUGGCGAAUGAUGUCAAUCUGAAGGCAGAGCUGGCAGCAGCGGCCCACGACGAGCUGCUCGAGUACCUCGCCAGCAACGAGGCCGAAGACAUGGGACCUGCCUCAGAGUUGGGCGAGAAGCAUGGGGUCAGGCACUCCUUUGUGGCCGGCAUCUUCAACAAUCUGCGCGACCAG
Messenger RNA from Prorocentrum cordatum, 387 nucleotides. The record is from the annotation of a GenBank genome assembly. Lineage: Eukaryota; Dinophyceae; Prorocentrales; Prorocentraceae.